Jaculus jaculus (lesser Egyptian jerboa) is the source of this 2080-nucleotide messenger RNA. RefSeq names its product NLR family pyrin domain containing 10 (gene Nlrp10). Gene Ontology annotation, molecular function: ATP hydrolysis activity. The record is from RefSeq and is a predicted model, not a curated record. NCBI's taxonomy places the organism in Eukaryota, Metazoa, Chordata, Mammalia, Rodentia, Dipodidae. Gene Ontology annotation, cellular component: cytoplasm. Gene Ontology annotation, biological process: positive regulation of inflammatory response. The coding region runs from base 137 to 2080 and encodes 647 amino acids. The transcript is spliced from 3 exons.
CACGGCCGGGGCUGCCAUCUUGUUGAGAAAGAAGGAACCGAGAGCGGAAGGGACGGAGUUGCAGGAAACUAGGAAUCUGAUAGGCUGACUGUGUACCAUGUCACUGGGCUGAACUUGACCACCGCUUCAGAUCGCCAUGGCCUCAGCACUGUCCCAAAGCCCCCAGGAGGCAUUGCUCUGGGCUCUGAGUGAUCUUGAGAACAGUUUCAAGACACUGAAGUUCCACUUACGGGCUAUGACCCAACCUCAUCUGGCUCGCGGGGAGCUGGAGCGCCUGAGUCGGGUGGACCUGGCUUCACGACUGAUUUUAAUGUACGGAGCCCAGGAGGCUGUGAGAGUAGUACUCAAGGUCUUGAAGAUCAUGAACUUGUUGGAACUUGUGGACCAGCUAAGCCAAGUUCAUCUGAACGAUUACAGAGAAAUCUACCGGGAGCAUGUGCGCAGCCUAGCGGAGGAAGACCAGGGAGUCAAGGGCAGUUUCAACCGCCUGCUCCUGGUGGCAGCAGAACCGCCUGCCGGCCCUGGCCUGGAGCAGGAGCUGCACUCAGUCGGGAUGGAGACUUUAUUUGGUCCAGGAGAAGAGCCUCAUCCCUCUGUGGUGGUGCUCCAAGGGUCUGCUGGCACCGGCAAGACAACCCUGGUCAAAAAAUUGGUGCAGGAGUGGGCCAGAGGGGCCCUGUAUCCAGACCGGUUUGACUACGUUUUUUAUGUGAGCUGCAGAGAGGUGGUCUUGCUGCCCAGGUGUGACCUGCAUCAGCUCCUCUUCUGGUGUUGCGGGGACAGUCAAGCCCCAGCCACGGAGAUCUUGAGACAGCCUGAGCGGCUUCUGUUCAUCCUGGAUGGCUAUGAUGAGUUACAGAGGCCCUUUGAGGAACAGCUGAAGAAGUGGGGGUCGAGCUGCAUGGAGAAGGUGCUGCACCUCCUAAUCAGGAGAAGGUUGCUUCCCACCUGCUCCCUUCUCAUCACCACUCGGCCCCCCGCCCUGCGGAAUCUGGAGUCCAUGCUGGGUGACCGGCGCCACGUCCACGUCCACGUCUUGGGUUUCUCCGAGGAGGAGAGGAAGAGGUAUUUCGACUUCUAUUUUGCAGACGAGGAGCGAGCCAGAAAAGCCUUUGGGUUUGUACAGAAAAGUGCCAUCCUCUACAAAGCAUGUCAGGUUCCUGGCAUUUGCUGGGUGCUCUGCUCCUGGCUGAAGGCACACCUGGACAGAGGCCAGGAGGUCUCUGAACCACCUAGCAACAGCACUGACAUCUACACUGCCUACGUUUCCACCUUCCUGCCCGCUGACGGUGAUGGGGACUGCUCUGACCUGACCCGGUAUAGGGUCCUGAAGGGUCUGUGCUCCUUGGCAGCAGAGGGGAUCCAGCACCACAGGCUGCUAUUUAAAGAGGAUGACCUCAAAAGGCACAAUUUAGACGGCCCCCGCCUCACUGCGUUCCUGAGCAGCAGCGAGUACCAAGAGGGCCUUGGCAUCAAGAAGUUCUACAGCUUCCGCCACAUCAGCUUCCAGGAGUUUUUUCAUGCCAUGUCCUUCCUCAUGAAGGAAGACCAGAACCAGCUGGGUGAGGAGACCCGCAGGGAGGUGGACAGGUUGCUGGAGGUAAAGGAUCAGGAGGAAUACGAAGAGGUGAGCCUCAGUAUGCAGUUUUUAUUCGACAUACUAAAAACAGACAGCGCUUUGAACUGGAAGUUUAAGAACUUAUUCAAGACAGCUCCCUCGUUAAUGCAAGACCUGAAGCAUUUUAAAGAACAAAUGGAAUGUGCAAAGCACCACCGGUCCUGGGAGUUGGAAUUCUCCCUGUAUGAGUCUAAAAUAAAAAAGCUCACAAAAGGUUUUCAGAUGAAAGACAUCUUGUUCAAGAUUGAUUAUUUACAGGACAGAAAACCGGGCAACAGCAAGCCAUUUUCAGUUACAACCACCUUUGGUAAGGGGCAGAAAGAGGAGCAAAUACUUCCUAUUUCAGGAAAAUAUACUCAAGCAAAGAAACAAAAGGGGGCUUCCAGUGAAAACAGCGGGGGGACAGAGCAAGCAGACCAGGAAGUUAGAAGCAGUAGGUUUGGGGGCAGAAGGGGGCAGUAG